AUGCGCUAUUACAUUGUAGCCCUGAUCCUCCAGAGUAUUAGCUUCUCCACGGCUAGGCUGAUGUCGUAUCAAACAUCUCACAUACCAGAGGAACAGAAAGCUUUUAAUUGUAAUGGAAGAAUCUACGAUAGCGUUUAUCUAGACCAACAUAGAGCAAGCGAUGGAAGAUUUUACAAUAGUGAGGCAUUGGACUACGGAAUCUUGAACCGAUUAGAUAAAAUCGCGAAAAGCCAGGGUACAAGACAAAAACUCAUGUAUUUUGGAGACAGCAGUACGCCUUGUAAUGAUUUCUUCCUUACUUAUUAUGAUUAUACCCCACUCGAAUACAUUGAAGACUAUCUAGUGUUCGACACAAAUUCGCGGAUAUGUGCCAUGUUAAGCACAAGUAGCAGGGCUCCACAUCCUCCCACAGACAUUUAUGAGAAUGGGAUUUCCAGAGUAAAACAAGAAACAUUUUGCGAUUUCUACCAGACAAAUGCGUACUACUAG
Messenger RNA from Blumeria graminis f. sp. triticale, 489 nucleotides. NCBI's taxonomy places the organism in Eukaryota, Fungi, Ascomycota, Leotiomycetes, Helotiales, Erysiphaceae. The record is from the annotation of a GenBank genome assembly.